AUGGGACGAGGAAAGAUCGAAGUGAAGAGAAUUGAGAACCAUACAAGCAGGCAAGUGACUUUUUCAAAGAGGCGAACUGGGCUUUUAAAGAAGACACAUGAGCUGUCUGUGCUUUGUGAUGCCCAGAUUGGUCUCAUCGUCUUCUCUAGCAAAGGGAAACUGUUUGAAUACACAACUCACCCUCUCAGCAUGUCCCAAAUCAUAGACAGAUAUUUGAAAACAACUGGUUCUCGUAUUCCUGACUACAAUAACAGGGAACAUCUGCAUAGUGAGUUGACAAGGAUAAAGAAGGAGACAUCGAAUCUUCAGCUAAGUCUUCAACGAUACAAAGGUGAUGACUUGAGCUCCGCACAGCUUGAUGAGCUCAAUCAACUCGAACAGCAGUUGGAAUACUCCAUCCAGAAGGUCCGAGCUAGAAAGUUCCAACUCUGGCAACAACAGGUGGACAAUCUUCAAAGGAAGGAAAAAUUGCUGGAGAGGGAAAAUGAAGAAAUGCAUAACUGGUUGAUGAGUAAACGACAAGUGGAGAUAAACCAACAAGAAGCAGCAGCAAUGACUGAGCUCAAGCUUGUUGGACAAGAACAUCAAUUAUUCGAACAGUUUCCAUUUUAUGGAUCAGAAGAGCAGCCCAACAGUGUUCUGCAACUCGCUGCGAAUCUCCCUGACCUUCAACUUCAUUCAUACCAGUAUCAUCGUCUUCAGCCCACUCAUCCCAACCUUCAUCAAGAAUCGACUAGUGCACAAUAUCACAUCUAUGACUGA
This is a messenger RNA of Lactuca sativa (garden lettuce), 762 nucleotides long. Its product is annotated as MADS-box protein defh21. Gene Ontology annotation, molecular function: protein dimerization activity; DNA-binding transcription factor activity; RNA polymerase II transcription regulatory region sequence-specific DNA binding. The record is from RefSeq and is a predicted model, not a curated record. NCBI's taxonomy places the organism in Eukaryota, Viridiplantae, Streptophyta, Magnoliopsida, Asterales, Asteraceae. Gene Ontology annotation, cellular component: nucleus. Gene Ontology annotation, biological process: positive regulation of transcription by RNA polymerase II.